Messenger RNA from Cotesia glomerata, 5689 nucleotides. RefSeq names its product adenylate cyclase type 9 (gene Ac13E). Lineage: Eukaryota; Metazoa; Arthropoda; Insecta; Hymenoptera; Braconidae. Bases 666 to 4745 code for a protein of 1359 amino acids. The record is from RefSeq and is a predicted model, not a curated record. Gene Ontology annotation, molecular function: adenylate cyclase activity. Gene Ontology annotation, biological process: intracellular signal transduction; cyclic nucleotide biosynthetic process; adenylate cyclase-activating G protein-coupled receptor signaling pathway. The transcript has 7 exons.
AAUGUAUGCAAAGGAUUAUCAGCGAGAUGUUGAUCAUUUGAUUUGCGAUUCUGUCACGGGCGUCACGGGUUUGAUAUUUGAUCUGCGUACAAAGUAUACAAAGUCUCCCCGGAGAAAGAAUUGUAGUUUAAAUAAGUGGGGGUAGAUAACUUUUAGGUUAACUCGCGGAAUAGAGCGACAAUUUACUUGCCGAGGUGACUAUAUACGCCAACUGUUUUAUCUCCGAGAUCACUCAAGAUGGUUGUCAUUGUCAAUUAAGAAUUAAGAUCACCUUUAAUAAACUUUAUAAAUAUAAAUAUAUAAGUACAUAAAUAAAAUACUUGAUAAGUACUUGGCCCAGAAAUUGAGUUCACCUGAUCAGUCAAAGCAAAGGUUUCAGUAUUAUAUCCUUUCCUAAAAAUAAAAAAAUAAAAAAAUAAAAAAAUAAUUCCUCAGUGAACAUGGAUAAAGUCUAAAUAUAAGUAACAAGUGGUGAAAAUCAGGUGAAUACUGGAUAAUAAUGAAUUUGUUUUAUAAUAAAACUAUCGAUGUCUGCUAAUAAUUUCACUAUAACCUCGAAUUAAUAUGUCAAGGCUCUUACUUCGAAUAACUGUGUUUUAUUUAUUUUAUUUAUUUUAUUUAUACGUUUGAAAUAAAAAAAAAUAUUUUAAAAACAAACAAAUAGAAUGAUGACAGACAGAAAAAGAAGUUCCUCGGUUAGUUUUACACCCGGUCGAGAAGAUGACAAAGAUGAGAUCCAAAUAUCACUGGCUCCGUAUAUACAGAAUUAUUUAGCUCAUAGCAGACAAGGUACUGGAUGCUGUGGAAUAGGUCUUCCUAUACCUUUCGAAAGAGCAGCUAGACAAUCCUGGUGGAAUCCAAAGUUUGAUUCUGAAAUUCUUGAAGAUCAGUACAGGAGAAGUGCUUUUCCUCAGCUUCGUUUGCGCUUCAGAUACGCACUGCUGUAUAUUUUAUUGACAUCACUGUCCUGGCUGACGUACUUCUCGGUAACGGGGCUGGAAAAAAACCCAGAAAUAGAUUACAGCAAGCCAUCAACAUGGCUGAUAUCUUUGAUAAUAUUUACAAUAAUAAUAGUCACAAUUUCUUCAGCUCUGGUCCUGACCUACACCAAGUACUACCGAUCAAACAUGAUGAUGACAUCCGUGGCAGUGUCGAGUCUGCUGUGUGUCCUAUCACUCUCAUUUCUGAUACUAGUACCUCCAGCCAGCGGACUGACUCUCGUAGGACACUUUGCACUCUGUGGAGAAAUAUUACUGCUUAUUUACACAGUAAUUCCACUGCCCUUGUACGCCAGUGUCGGUCUCUGUACACUCUACUCUAUUUUAUUUGAAGUCCUGAACGCAAGUUUGUACGACAAGAUCCGGUACUCGACAGAGAACGGCAGAAAUUUAAAAAUGGACUUUAGCACGACGUUGAUAAUAAGAAUUUUAAUGCAAAUAUCUAUCCACAUAAUAGGAGUUCAUAUUUUAAUUAUGACCUUCGUAAGGAUGAGAGGCACUUUCAUGAAGGUGGGGCAAUCCCUCUUGGUGCGCAAGCAGCUGGAGAUGGAAAAGCAGCUCAAGGAGAAGAUGAUCCACUCGGUGAUGCCUCCGAAGGUCGCAGACUGGUUGAUGGAAGAGAGCGAGCGGGAGAGAGAGCGUGAGGACUCUCUGAAGAAGGGCUCGAUACCCUCGAACAACACUGCCGACAUCAGGUCGCUGUUUCGUCCGUUCAACAUGCACUCUAUGGAGGACGUCAGUAUUUUAUUCGCGGACAUCGUGGGAUUCACCAAGAUGAGCUCGAACAAAACUGCUGAGGAACUUGUUGAUAUUCUGAACGAUUUGUUUGAAAGGUUUGACGACCUUUGCGUCCAACAUGGCUGCGAGAAAAUUUCCACCCUGGGUGAUUGCUAUUAUUGUGUCAGCGGGUGUCCAGAGCCGAGGUCAGACCACGCGAGGUGCUGCGUCGAGAUGGGGCUCGCGAUGAUCGAAGCGAUUAAUCAGUUUGAUAUUGAAAGAAGGGAGGGAGUUAAUAUGAGAGUUGGUGUUCACACUGGCACGGUUCUUUGUGGGAUUGUUGGAACUAAGAGGUUCAAGUUUGAUGUUUGGUCUAAUGAUGUUACUUUUGCUAAUAAACUGGAGAGCACCGGGAAACCUGGGAGGGUUCAUAUUAGUGAAAAGACUUUGAGCUUUUUGGGAGAGGAAUAUUUGACUGAGCAAGGUGAUUGCGUCAAGGGAGUCAAGACUUACUUCAUAAGAGCAAGAAAAACAGAUUUGAUAAAUCAGUUUAUGACAAGUGUAACAGCACCAACGAGCUAUUCGCCGUUUAUCAACGCCAGACAGCGUCUUGCGUCUUGCAAUAAUCAGUCCAAAGGAAAACAUUACCUCCAUAUGGUGACAAACGCCAAUAGUCAUAAAAUAAAAGCCAACUCCUUGCCGAGUAUCCUGGACUCUGAAAAUGAUUAUGAUGAGGAGAACGACAACGACAAUGACAGCGAUAGGAAGGAAGAUGUCAAUAAGAGUCCGCUGUCUACUGCAAGUUGUGGGAAAAAAAAGUCAAAAAAGCCCUGGAGAUAUUUGCAUAGACAGAGAACUACCGGGGACAUGGAUAUGAGACGCUCCGAAUCCAAAGAGUCUGAGGAGCGUAAUGGAUUCAAUGGAGUUGUAGUCGAGGGCAUAGAAAUGGACCCAAAUCCAGCACCAGCUAGCCCUCUGUUACCCCGUGAUGAUGUAAUAAGUCAUCACUCGUCAUCGAUUUGCAGCAGAAAAGACUCCGGAAUACGCAGCAACAGCCGCAGAAGUAGUAUACAACAGCAGCUGUUUCUUAUGAAUGGAAUGGCCCAAGGAGACUUACUAGGUCACCGAGUCAGCGGUUAUUACACCUCAAGCUCGACAUUAAAUUCACUUCAAGAUCCUCCGUCAUCAGCGCCGAAUUUUCCAUUUCCGCCAAUUCUUACCGAUACAUUCGGCGUUUGUUUUCAUAAAUUACGCAAACAAUCUGAUCUUCAAUUAAUAAGAUGCGUUCAAGACAAUGUGAGCUCCCAGAGCUCUUAUUUCGUGACUCCACCACUAUCAACAGUAACUCUCUUCUUUAAAAACAAAGAAAUGGAAAAAGAGUACCGCGAGAAUGCCCACAAGGCAUCUGAAUCCCUAGGAGACAGCCCACCAACCCUAGCAACGGCGAGAUUCAACACUUACUUCGACAUUUUAGUAUCAGCGAUAGUCUACACAGCAAUAACUAUUUCCCUAUUUCUGCUCGGAAAGCCAACGAUCUACUUCAUAGUCUUCAGCGUUAUCGCGACUCUAAUUCAGGUGUCUGUCGUGGUGCUCUGCAUUCGCCAACUAGUAGACCCUUACUCGAUCUACGCGACUUACACCCAAAUGAUAUUCAGAUUUUUCACGCGGUGGUACCCUUGGCACGGCUGUGGCGCUCUUCUAGUCGGCUUACCAAUAAUCUCCAUUCUGCUGAACUUGUGCUGUAGCAACAGCUACCGGGUAAUGCUGAUAAACUUCGAGUAUUACUACAGCUACCUCAUGUUCGUCGGUCUGAUCCACUUUUGCAAUUUCACCCAGUUGAAUUGUUGGAUGAAAAACUUUCUGGUGACUCUCUCGGCUAUAUUAUUUAUCACUCUAGUUGUCAGUAAUAUUACCGUCAGUACUUAUCUAAUUAAAAAUGAUAUUUCUCAACACAAAUCUCUCAAUGGAUUGAAUCUCAGUUUCAAUCAAGUAAAAAGAUUACCACGAGAUAUUAUACCGAUAGUCCCUGUAGCGAAUGAUAUUGAAGUUACUGACAAAAUAUUACCCACAAUAACAACAACAACAACAGUAAUUACUCAUCAAAGUAAUGUAAUUAAUGACUCAACAACUUUAAAACCAAACUCAGACGAGAUAAUAAUCUCCCGAAGAUCUGAUUCUUACAAUGAACGUUUGUACAAACAAGAAAUAUUCCUAGAUAUUAUGUUGCUGUUAUUUUUAGUUUGGUUUUUAAACCGAGAGUUCGAAAUAAGCUACCGGUUGAGUUUUCACGGCAACGCGGUAGCUGCGGGAGAUAAAACCCGGGUCCAAGCAAUGAAGAACCAAGCCGAUUGGCUUCUGCACAACAUCAUCCCCAAGUACGUAGCCGACCAGCUUAAAACGACUGCUAAAUACUCGCAAAAUCACAAAUCCGUCGGGAUUAUCUUCGCGAGCAUAGUCAACUUCAACGAGCUGUACGAUGAAUCCUAUUUGGGAGGUAAAGAGUACCUGAGAGUGCUCAACGAGCUGAUAGGAGACUUCGAUGAGCUGCUCGAGAAACCCGAGUUCAGCAAUGUCGAAAAGAUAAAAACAAUUGGCAGCACUUUCAUGGCCGCCAGCGGACUCAAUCCGCAGGUUAGGCAGCAAAAUAAACAUGAGUAUUACCACUUGUUUCAGCUGAUAGACUUUGCUAUGGCCAUGCAGAAGGUCAUUUAUGACUUCAACAGAGACUUGCUGGGGUUUAAAUUGAUUUUGAGAGUCGGGUUUAAUUAUGGAGACGUUACUGCGGGAGUUAUUGGCGCUACUAAGCUGUACUAUGAUAUUUGGGGCGAUGCUGUUAAUAUCGCUUCGAGGAUGGAUUCUACUGGUGUACCCGGGAAGAUUCAAUUUGCGAGCAAUUGUGUGGAUGUUUUGAGCGAAAAGUACGAGUUUGAACCCCGUGGGCAGGUUUAUGUCAAAGGCAAAGAUAAUAUGGACGUUUUUUUACUGUCUAAAAAGAAAUCUGAUGAUAUUAACGGCACCGGGGUUAUUUGAGGUUCGCUUAGACCUUCGGAAUAUCGAAGGAACUCUGUUUUUAAGUAUGUCAAGGUUAAACUUGACCAAGCGGGGAUACUUAUGUAUUUAUGUGUAGGCAGUAGGCAUUAUGUUAAAGAAGAAUUUGUUUAAUUUCAUUUAAAUGAGCAGUUUUGUGCCGUAUUUUUAUUGAUAAAUUAUUUUUUUACGGGUUAGUUUUUCAAGGUUGUAUAUAAGUAGUUCAGACUAUACUAAACUAUAAUACUAUUGUAGAAAAUUUUUAAACAAGAAAUCUAAAAACACGGCAUUGAGUUUGUUAUACAUAAAAGAUAAUUAAACUGAAAUAAUUUUUUACUGCUCAAGACUUUACACAACGGCGGACUAUCAUCUGAGGUAGUCUCUGUAUCUGACUGCAAACAAACGAAGAAUACAAAGUGUAAUUAUAUAUUAUCAAUUGAUAUUUAUUUUGAGAUAUUUUUUAUUGAAAAACUAUUUAAAGUGGAUAAAUUUUUAUUUAACUGAUACUAAAUCCGCUUAUCGCAAGUACAAAAUACGAGAGAGAGAGAGCGAGAGUGUGAAUAAGAGAGAGAGAGAGAGAGAGAGAGAGAAAAUCUAAUAAUAUAGAGAAAAUUUAAAUGUUUAUAAGUUAUGUAUUUUUGCUUUAUUUAUUCCGACCGAUUCCGAUGGAUAGUUAUUAUUUUAAGUCUCUCGUAUCAAAGCAUGCUGCACAAGAUUACGAAGUAACAAACAUUCAUCGAAAUAGAUAAAAAUUUUAUUUACCGUGGAAUUAUGCCGUAUUUUAAUUAUAUAUAGAUAUAUCAAUCUUAUAUAGAUAUGUAUUUAUAUCGUCUAUGUAUACUUGUUUUAAUAGUAAGUAAGAUAUUGAAUUUUUGAAAUUGUAUUAACUUACAAUCGUGGACAUUAAUUUAAGUAUGUUUUUAAGUUUACUGGAAAAUAGCCAUUUU